Lycium ferocissimum is the source of this 432-nucleotide messenger RNA. Its product is annotated as pentatricopeptide repeat-containing protein DWY1, chloroplastic-like. The transcript has 2 exons. Gene Ontology annotation, molecular function: zinc ion binding; protein binding. Lineage: Eukaryota; Viridiplantae; Streptophyta; Magnoliopsida; Solanales; Solanaceae. The coding region runs from base 1 to 432 and encodes 143 amino acids. The record is from RefSeq and is a predicted model, not a curated record.
AUGGAUGGGCAUUUCAAGUGUGGUGAAAUUGAAUUGUUUCAUGAAAUGCCUGAAAGGGAUGCUUUUUCUUGGAUCGUUUUGAUUGACGGGUUGUCAAAAAGUGGGAGAAUUGAAGAGGCAAGGGAGAAGUUUGAAAAAUUGCUAAGGGGACACGGAGAAGAUACAAGCCAAGUUCUGUUGUACGUUAAAGGGAAGAAGGAAACGGAUGCUGAAUUGGAGAAUGACAGUGAGAGGCUGACCAUUGCUUUUGGUCUGAUUAAUGUCAAGCCUGGAACUCCAAUUCGCAUAGUGAAAAACCUACGUGUUUGCAAUGAUCUCCACACGGUUACAAAACUAUCAUCUGAAAUCUAUGAGAGCGAGAUAGUUGUCAGAGACAACAGCCAUUUUCAUCAUUUCAAGAAUGGGUCAUAUUCAUGCAAUGACUCUUGGUGA